CGGCAGAGGGUGCUCGUGUGUGCCGGGUGCCUGCAGCGCCCGUCUGCAGCGCUGCUCGCCGCCGAGGCGGGGAGAGACCCAGCCUACCACGGGGUGAAGCAACCACCUCUGCGGGCCAGGAAGCGAGCUGUGGUGUGCCCUGCAUGGUGCCUGCACUGGAAGGAGCUCAAGAGGAGUGGGAGAGCUCAGAUCGAGAUGCUUGAAAUGUUUGGGAACACCUAAUUAGGAGUAACUCUGCGAGAGUAAAGGAAUGAAAUUCUCCAGGCUGGCUGGCAAGGAAAGGAGCAUGGUCGGAUUCCUGCUCUUCGCGCUCAUCGGCUUUUGAGUUUCUGCAAAAGCUCGGCCCCGCGGCGCUGUCGGAAGCGGCUCCCCCAUGGCUGCAGCCGGCGGCGAGGGGCUGGCACGGACCCCGCUCCUGCUGGCGGGCGCUGCCCUGGCCCUGCUCGGCGUCCUGGUCUACCUGGGCGCCCUCUGCGCUGCCUGCAGACGCAAGGGCAGGAAGAGGAAGGUCCCUCCGGAUGGGGUGAAGCUGGUGGAUGAGUCCCUGCUCAGACAGACGCAGCUGCGGUCGCUCAGCAAGUCCGACACGAAGCUGCACGAGCUGUACCGGGUGAAGGCCAGGGAUGACACCCAGCGACCGGCCAGCCUGGAUUUCCCCUGCGCCGCGUCCCCCCCGGCCGCUGCUGACUCCCUGCACAGCUCCGGCGUCAGCGUCCUCCUGCACCGCGAGCUGCCCCAGAUCCCCGUCCCCGAGCCCCCGGCCGCCUCCCCGGCCCCCGACCAGACCUACUCCAACCUGCUCUUCACCCCGCUGCGGAAGCCGGUGCCGGACACCGUCUACGAGUGCCUGGCGGUGGGGGGGGUGGAUGCCCCGGUGCCCCCCGCGCCCACCAGCACCCAGGUGUCCCCUCCACGUGUUGGGCACGGGGCGGCCGAUUACGCCUGUGUCCGUAAGGUGAAGAAGACGGUGCCCACGGAGGUGCAGGAUGGGGCCGCGGCAGGGCCUCCCGCUGCCCCGCGGUGCUGGGACGGGGCGGGCAAUGUCCCCCGGGCAAAGCUGGAAGAGAUGUACUCGACGGUGUGCAAAGCCACCAAGAAGAAAACGCAGGUCCCCGCAUCAUCCCCGAGGGCUGCGACGGAGGCAGGUGCUGGGUGGCCGCCCCCCCGCCGGGAGGAGGGUGCCACGGCUGGGUGCUGGUCCCCGGCAGCCCAAGCCCCCCCAGACCCCUGCUACGAGUCCAUCAGCGACAGAGCCUGGACUGCUCAGGGCCGUGCCCCCGACCCAGACUACGAGGCCGUGGACGUUAACUGGAAGAAGGCGGCGAAACGGGACAAGCCGGGGAAAUCCUGUGCCCCCGAGAACCUGUACGAAAGCGUCGGUGACAUUUGGGCGGGGGAGUCCCGGCGAGCCUCCGCCAGGACGGCGGCCAACGGGCUGGAGGUGUACAUCACCAACCUAUAGCAUCCCCCGGGAGAGGGGUCCUCGGCCGGCUUUCCAGGGCGUUGAGCCCCCCGGGGACAGGCACACACCAGCCCGGUGCCCGCUGGGCGGCUGCAUCCCUGCGAGCGCGUUCUGUAUAUAUUUUACGUUACUUUUCUUUGAGCAUCCUUGUGCCAUCCCCAGCCGGUGCCGGCGGGUUGACAUCGGGAUGCCCCGAGGUGGGCGGUUUACAGGUGCUGGGUUUACCAAGAUGGGAACCGGGUUGGGACCGGUUGUGUUUUGGGGCGGGUGGUGGCCAGGGGGCUGUGGGCCAGUUCCCUGGCCCUGGGCUGCGGGAUCAGGCCCCUCAUCAGUGGGGUGAUGCCAUGAGUGAGGGUCUCCGUCCUCCUCCCUCUGCCUGGGGGAGAGCAGGGCCCCGUCCAGCCCCCGGGAAGCCCCGAGCAGCUUCGCUCCCAUCACUGCAUGUCCCUGGUUAUGGGGACCAGGGGCCAGCCCUGCGCCUCGGUGCAAGGGAGAGCAGGCUGCGGGCUCUGCUCCGUCCCCCACCACCCACUGCCGCCUUUCAGACACCUGCCAGAGUGUCUCCGUGAGCAGCCGUCUCCCAAACACCAUUAAAACCCUGAGAGGGGGUUAUCCUUGUCAGGAGAAAACGCUCUUAAACUGGGUCUGAAACCCUGGUUGUGGCGGCGGCUGCUGCUGCAGUGACGCUGCGGUGCCGGUGCUGGGAGAGCGGCUUUGGGCACAGCGUAACCCUGAGCGGAUGCACCCGCCCGCGCAGGCGGUUCUGCACCUCCGAGGUGGGGAUGCGCAGCCACCCAGAGCUGCCGAAAUGAGGUGACUGUCCCUGUGCAGGGACUCGCUCUGGG
Chroicocephalus ridibundus (black-headed gull) is the source of this 2307-nucleotide messenger RNA. It is a transcript of the gene LIME1, whose product is annotated as Lck interacting transmembrane adaptor 1. The transcript has 6 exons. Bases 374 to 1462 code for a protein of 362 amino acids. Gene Ontology annotation, molecular function: protein kinase binding. Lineage: Eukaryota; Metazoa; Chordata; Aves; Charadriiformes; Laridae. The record is from RefSeq and is a predicted model, not a curated record. Gene Ontology annotation, biological process: T cell receptor signaling pathway; B cell receptor signaling pathway. Gene Ontology annotation, cellular component: B cell receptor complex.